Molecule: messenger RNA, 306 nt
Organism: Trypanosoma grayi
Lineage: Eukaryota; Euglenozoa; Kinetoplastea; Trypanosomatida; Trypanosomatidae
Exons: 1
Coding region: 1-306 (101 amino acids)
Source: RefSeq, a predicted model, not a curated record
AUGCAAAUUGUGCUCAGCAGUGCUGCUCCUUGUGUGAUGAAUUCGUGGUGUUUUUUUUUCCUUUUCGUGUUGAUAGUCUUUAUCGCAAGACAACAAGAGAUGAUGAAGCCGGCAACAAAGCUUUGCUUGGGUGCGUUGCUGGAAAAUGCUGGUAGUGUUGGCACCGGUAUUCGACGGGAGAUUAUUGGGGCUAUUGUCAACUUAUCGAAGAAGGGAGCCCCGGCUGUGCUGGAUUUUUGCAUGACGUGGCUCAGCAACCACCGCAUUGGCUCCAUCCCGGUGGUGCAAAGAACUUGCAUUUUGUGA